Malaclemys terrapin pileata is the source of this 1761-nucleotide messenger RNA. It is a transcript of the gene ADAD1, whose product is annotated as adenosine deaminase domain containing 1. Gene Ontology annotation, molecular function: double-stranded RNA binding; double-stranded RNA adenosine deaminase activity; tRNA-specific adenosine deaminase activity. The record is from RefSeq and is a predicted model, not a curated record. NCBI's taxonomy places the organism in Eukaryota, Metazoa, Chordata, Testudines, Emydidae. Gene Ontology annotation, cellular component: nucleolus; cytoplasm. The transcript has 11 exons. Bases 1 to 1761 code for a protein of 586 amino acids. Gene Ontology annotation, biological process: RNA processing; adenosine to inosine editing.
AUGGCUCGCAACAAUGACUGGUUUCAAAGUUCCAGAGUACCCAGCUUUGCUCAGAUGCUAAAAAAGAACUUGCCCACUGAACCGCCGCCUCAAGCCCCUCCUCAGCCAUCUUCACACCCUGUGAAUAUGGGCCUGAUGUUUUCAUCUUCUGAAAAUUACAACAUGCCAAAUUCAGCACGUAAGGUGACACACAUCACAGGUCAUGUUUCAGACUUGCUAUGUUCCAAAGCAGCCCAUCCACCUCCAAUCACUUCACUUCUUCCAAAGAAAAUACCAAAGGAGUUUAUACUAAAAUAUAAACGUGGGGAGAUAAACCCAGUAUCUGCCUUGCAUCAAUUUGCACAAAUGCAGCGUGUGCAACUAGAUUUGAAGGAAACUGUUACAACAGGCAACGUCUUAGGGGCUUACUUUGCUUUUUGUGCAGUGGUGGAUGGAGUUCAAUAUAAGACAGGAUUGGGGCAAAAUAAAAAGGAGUCUAAAUCAAAUGCAGCAAAACUGGCUCUUGAUGAGCUACUCCAGUUGGACGAUACAGGACCAAAGGUUUUUGAAAGUUCAGGUCCUCCUCGGAUUCCUGCAGAACCCAUAGUUUCAGCUGAAUCAACAUACAUUUCAAAGAUGCCUUAUGAGAGAAGGCAUCUUGUGUAUGAAAAAUUUUCACGAGCUGUCAGGGAAACCUUUAACAGUCUGACUGCCAAAUAUCCCAAGUACCAGAGUUGUAGCAAUUCAUUGGCUGCUUUUAUAAUUGAAAAAGCUGGACACUAUGAAGUUGUAGCUCUUGGCACAGGAGAAUUCAAUUACAGUCAGUGCAUUCAUCAUGAUGGGAGAGUGUUGCAUGACACUCAUGCUGCUGUUACUGCAAGACGCUCUCUGCUUAGGUAUUUUUACAGGCAGCUUUUGUUAUUCUACAGUAAAAAUCCUAUUAUGAUGGACAAAUCCAUAUUUUGUAUGGAACCAGCAUCAAGCCUACUCAGUUUAAAACAAAAUAUAAAUAUUUUUCUCUACAUGAAUCAGUUGCCAAAAGGAUCUGCUCAGAUAAAGUCACAGUUACGUCUCAAUCCAAAUUCUAUAUCUGCAUUUGAAGCUAAUGAAGAGCUUAGUCUCCAUCUUGCUGUGGAAGGCAAGAUUUACCUAACUGUUUAUUGUCCCACUGAAGCUGCUAACAGAGUAAACAGCAUGUCAGCUAGUGACAAAUUAACCAGAUGGGAAGUGCUGGGUGUCCAGGGAGCAUUGCUAAGUCACUUCAUUCAGCCAGUUUACAUCAGCAGUAUACUUGUUGGGGAUGGAAACUGCAGUGAUACAAGAGGACUAGAAAUAGCUAUAAAACAACGUGUUGAUGAUGCACUCACAUCAAAGCUUCCCAUGUUUUACCUGGUCAACAGACCUCAUAUUAGUUUGGUGACUGCUACGCAUCCAGUUCAGAUAGACUUGGAGCACAGAUCUCUUAGUGUGAAUUGGUCACAAGGGGACACUUCAUUAGAAGUUGUGGAUGGUUUCAAUGGGAAAAUCACUGAAAGUUCACCAUUCAAAAGUGGCACUUCAAUGGCAAGCCGUCUUUGCAAGGCUGCAAUGUUAAAUCGUUUCAAACUGGUUUCUAAGGAAGCGAAAAGAAGAGAUUUGCUUGAAGCUAGUACAUAUCAUGAAGCAAAGAUUAAGUCAACACUCUACCAGGAAGCUAAACAUUUGCUGAAAAGCUACCUAGAGCAGUAUGGCUAUGGAUCAUGGAUUGUGAAGUCUCCGCAUAUUGAACAGUUCAGCAUGUAA